Moneuplotes crassus is the source of this 2330-nucleotide messenger RNA. Lineage: Eukaryota; Ciliophora; Spirotrichea; Euplotida; Euplotidae. The record is from the annotation of a GenBank genome assembly.
UAUUAUGGGAGCAGGCUGUUGCAAGUCAAGACCAGUGCCUCGGAACAGGUACAGCGUUGUAAAGAUCCUUGAUUCCAAAGAAUGUCAAAUAAGUGGCAGUUUUAUGAAUAAUAAAAAACAAGAGAAAGGCAAAAACCAGGCUUACGAAUUUUUGAUCAAUUCUAAGAAUAAGAAAUAUAGCCAGAAUGGGACCCUAGGAGUUGGGUAUGCAGAACAUAAAGGAAAAAUCGCUUCCAUGGAUGAUAAUAAUUGGCCAGGCAAUAAGUUGUCUCUAGAUACCAAUAUAGGCGGUAACAACAGCUUUACAAAAUUCAAGCCUGUAGCUAAAUCAGCCCAGUCGUUCCACAAUAUAUCAAGCAGUAAAGUUGUAGAAGAUGGGAAGAACACAGGGAGUGAUCAGACCCCGUCCAACCUCACCAGUCUUGCUGAUGCUGAAGAGAGAGGAAGUAUGAUCACGAAGUUUUCAAAUCUGAAAAAGAGAGAACAAAUUGAUGACGAUAAAAUCCUGUCACAACUCAUUGACUCGAACUGUCAGCAUUCUUAUCACUCUAAUUUCAAGGAUUCUUUGAGGAAUUUGUCAAGCCCGAUGAAGAAGAGAAAACAAUCAAACGGCAAAGAAGAGCAUGUAAUCUCAAAGAUCUCAGAAGUUGUUGACAGUAACAACUCAGUAUCGGCAAAAUCAUUAAACAGCGGAGCAAGUCCUAAACAUAAGGAGCAGAAAGAGAAAACUUCUGUUGAGCAGAAAGAGUCUGGCAAGACCAAUGAGGAUGCUAAGGAAACCCUUAAAAUUCCUACUAAUAACAAGACUAUGAAGGAUUUUGACUUCCAUCUUUUAGAAGUCAUCGGAAAGGGUAAAAUUAGUAUGGUUUAUAAAGGCGUCAACCUUCUAAAUGGAUGUGCAAUCGCGAUUAAAUACAUGGAGCACAGGAAGCCCAGUUGACUUGAUCAAUUACAGGAGAAUGUAGAUACACUACGUGAGAAGCUCUGCAAGUCUGAGCAGUUUAUUAUUUACCAUAGGGUCGACCUCGACUCUCAAUUUGACCUAAUUAUGCUGAUUACAGAAUUCACACCUGAAGAAAGUCUAAGGGAGUACAUUGAACAGUACGGGUUCGUGGACGAAUCCACUGCUGUAAAGAUAUAAUAGCAGAGAUUGUUAUCGGGCUUAAAUUGUUAGAGAAAGCAAAAUAGCUUUCAUGGCAGGCUCAAGCUGAACAAUAUCUAUAUGGACAAGAAGUUCAAAAUAAAAAUGAAUGAUUAUGGGAUCUAUAACGAGAUUUAUAGGGGGCUUAAGAAGAGUGCCAGCUCUGAUAUAAACUCUACCAGUAAGACACCUAGCAUGUCAAGCAAUAAGUCUUCUUCCCGUCCUGGAGAUAAUGAUAACAAAAUAGAACGAACACCCAAAAUGAGCUUUGUAGAGGGUCUCAGAGUAGACGUAUAUUUCCUAGGCAUUGUUAUCCUCAAAAUUCUUGGUAAGAUGAGGAUUGAGGAAGGAGAUAAGUUGAAUAUGACUUCAUUGCUACAAAUCUCAGAUAUUUCAGUGUUUUACCAAAAUGAAUCUCUAAGUGAGGAAAUGAUCAAUUUCCUAGAUGUCUGAUUUUUCGAUCCAAAUAUUACAUUGAGUGAAUUGAUGAUGCACAAACUAAUAUCAGUGAAUGUUGAUCAAUCUGAAACUAUCAAAAAUCUUAAUGAAGCAGCAUCACACUCUCCAUAUAAUUCUUCUAAGAACUCUGGGACGAACAGCACAUCGAAAGUUCUGAAGAGGUAUCUCACCAGUGGGACUAAUGAGGGAUCAAGCUCUGAGUUUCUUUCAGAAACUAACUCAAACUUCCUGAGGAGCUCAAUAGACACCUUUAAGGACAAGGAGAAGAUCCAAAGCGUUCUGUAUGAAGACAGCUCUUAUAUUCUAAAUAAGCUCAAAUCAAUGAAUAAAAGGAAAUCAGAAGUGACCGGGAGAAGACAGUUGAAGAGACCUUCGACGUUUAAUUUACCAAAAACACUCAAAGUUUCUUCAAAUGCUGAUUCUGUUAGCUUAUCCAGUUCCAGUCCUGGAUCCUUCAGCCGUACACUUGAGCGAGGUAGCCUCAAGAACAGAGUCAUCGUGAUGGGUGGAGAAGACCGAAUGAAAAAGGAGCAUGAACCAAUCAUCGAAGAUGUGGAUGAAGCUGACGAAGAUGAAGAUGAAGUUCAAUCCCAAGUUCAUUCAACUAGGAAGAAAAUGAGUACUGUGAAGGUAAAAAUCCAGAAAUUAGCCGACCAUGAAGUUGAUGAUAAUUAGUGAAGUUUUCAUGCAGUUCUCGUCUAGAUGCCCAAUAAAUCAAUGCUGCAAAAGU